CGCCAAAUUUGUACCGUAUACGCAAGCACUGUUGCCUGUUUGAUAUUAUCAAUAAAUUAUUAAUAAUCGUAUUAAAAUUCGGUUUAAAUUAUUAAUUAGACACCGUCAAAUACUGACGCACUUUUACUUAUUCAGGGCUGUCAAUUGAGAUUUACCAAAGGGUAAGAAUAGUCACGAAGAACAAACAAUGUUUAAAAUACUUUACUAUGCUUUGAAACAAUGCGAUCUGCCGACCAUGGUCUCAAGUACAUCAAGGUUGCUUCGAAUUCUCUCAUUAAAUUUGGAUCCGCUGUAUGAAAAGAAAAUCCCAGCAAUUUUUUACAUCAUCACCGUCAUAAUGUUCUCGAGCUAUGUCUACGUGUACGUGUUCUCCAUGGCUUGGUUCAUCUUCUGGAAGUGUCCGCAGACUGGUGACGUCACCAGUGCUAUGGUCGUAUUCUCCCUCGGGAUGUCCAGCGAGAUCAGUACCGUCAAGUUUAUUUACAUGUUUAUUUAUCAAGAUACCCUGAGACAUACGAUGAGCGAAUACUUAUCAUACGAUUCAAAAGCUGACCCCAAUAGCAAAUCAACGAGGCGAAUUCUAGAAAUAUUGAACCGAGUGAAGACCGCGGCUGUAACUUUUUGGUGCAUAGUGAUGGGGAAUGGCCUGGUGUACUGCACCAAACCGCUGCUGAUGUCAGGGAGGCACUUGAUGGAGGAUACCGAAUUUCUUUACGGUUUGGAGCCGCUUUUCAUGUCGCCGAACUAUGAGAUUGGUUAUAUUCUCUCUCUAAACGCGUGCAUAUUCACCGUUUACGCUACUGCCAACAUUUCAGCAUUCUUCAUCGUCGCCACGGGGUACAUUGAAGCCCAAAUGCUAAGCCUUAGCGAAGAACUUGUCAAUAUUUGGGACGAUGCCAAUUAUUAUUUCCAUCAAACCAACAAUAUCACAGUUGAUAUAUUUAUAGAUCUAACAGAAGAAGAAAGAAAAGAUAAGGAUAGCAUUAUAAAUAAAUAUGUCAAAGAAAAACUGCGUACCAUCAUACAUAAACACUCUACCAACAUAUAUUUCCUGAACAAAAUAGAAUAUGUAUUUAGAAAUUGUAUAGCUAUAGAAUUCGCUUUAUUAAUCAUAUCUUUGAUCGCGGAAUUUUUGGGGGGCAUAGAAAACACAUAUAUUUUAAUGCCAUUUGCUUUAGUGCAAGUAACAAUGGACUGUAUUACGGGACAGAAGCUGCUAGAUUCGAGUGAUAUUUUCCAAAGAGCAGUGUAUGAUUGUAAGUGGGAAAAUUUUGAUGUGACGAACAUGAAAACAGUGCUGAUGAUUUUGGUGAAUUCUCAGAAAGGUUUGACCCUCACAGUGGGCGGCCUCAAGAACCUAUGCUACAUAUGUCUGAUGGAUGUCUUCAGAUUGAUAUACUCCACCUACACCGCUUUACAGUCCACUUUGAAUGACUGAAUUUGUAUCACGCUUUUAUUUUUAUAUGCUAAAGAACAGGUAUUAAACGCGCACAUA
Molecule: messenger RNA, 1495 nt
Organism: Plodia interpunctella (Indianmeal moth)
Lineage: Eukaryota; Metazoa; Arthropoda; Insecta; Lepidoptera; Pyralidae
Exons: 4
Coding region: 188-1438 (416 amino acids)
Biological process (GO): detection of chemical stimulus involved in sensory perception of smell; sensory perception of smell
Cellular component (GO): plasma membrane
Molecular function (GO): olfactory receptor activity; odorant binding
Source: RefSeq, a predicted model, not a curated record